AUGUGUGACAAAUCCUACACCGAGUCCGUCAAGGAUACCGCCCAGAACGCCUACGACAGCGUCAAGGACGCGGCCGUGAGUGUGAAGAACAAGGUUGUUGGAGAGAAGUCCAACACCGACAAGGCCACUGACAAGAUCAACGACAUGGCUGACAGCACUGCUGACACCUUCCACGACCUGAAACAGAAGGCUGGUAAGUUUUGGAGCAGGGUUUAUUUUAAUUUUUUGGGAAAAUCUAAUUUUGAUGAGAAUUUUUAGAAAUUUUCGAAAAUUGAAGGGGUACAUGGAGGAAAUUUAGAUAGUAGACGGAAUUAUAAGGUCUGGAAAUUGAUAUUACAUUAUUUUUUACUGGGGAAACUUUUUUUAAAUUAUGGUUUGAUCCAAAAAAAAUCAAAAAAUCAUCCGAUUUUUAGACAUUUUUCGACUAAAAUAAGGUAAUUUUUGACUUUUCAUCCAAAAUUUCGCCGGGUUUUGAUAAAAAAAUUCAUUAGAAAUCACAAUAAACUAUAAUUUCAUCUUCUUUCACUUUACUUUACCUGUUAUCUCAAAAAAAUUCAAUUUGUUCAAAACCAAAAUUCAAAUUUCCCGCCAAAAUUUUUUUCAAAUUUUAACGGUUCAUAUUUUCAGGAGACAAGCUCCGCGAUUGA
Molecule: messenger RNA, 647 nt
Organism: Bursaphelenchus xylophilus (pine wood nematode)
Lineage: Eukaryota; Metazoa; Nematoda; Chromadorea; Rhabditida; Aphelenchoididae
Source: the annotation of a GenBank genome assembly